Larimichthys crocea (large yellow croaker) is the source of this 576-nucleotide messenger RNA. Its product is annotated as neudesin-like. NCBI's taxonomy places the organism in Eukaryota, Metazoa, Chordata, Actinopteri, Sciaenidae. Gene Ontology annotation, cellular component: endomembrane system; membrane; endoplasmic reticulum. The transcript is spliced from 3 exons. The record is from RefSeq and is a predicted model, not a curated record. The coding region runs from base 196 to 561 and encodes 121 amino acids.
AGACAACCCACGUUACCUGAAUGGUAUUAAUCUUAUCAUAUGACGAUAAGAAUAUUUCCUAAAAUGUCAAACUACUUAUUUAAACGUAAAUCAGGCUGAUAGAAAACAAGUAGUUUCCCGCUCGAAUCACUAGCUCUAAUAUUUCCGACGGCCUUAAACGCAGCAUCGGGAAGUGUCUGUAACAAACAUCCUGCCAUGGCAACCACGCGGACCUGCGUCCUUCUCUUCGUCCUUUCUGCGACUUUAGCGGAAGAAGACGUUAAAUUAAAAUACAAAGCACCCACCAAACCUGUCCGGCUGUUCACCGAGGAGGAGCUGAGGAGAUACGACGGCAGCCAGGAGGGGCAGCCGAUUUAUAUGGCAGUAAAAGGAGUGGUGUUUGAUGUCACUAAGGGAAAAGAGUUUUACGGAAAAGAUGCACCGUACAACGCCCUGGUCGGUAAGGACUCUACCCGGGCUGUGGCUAAGAUGUCCCUGGACCCGGCGGACCUGACAUCAGAUACUGUGAGUUUAGUGUGCACGCCUACAGGCAAAUUAUCUGUUCUGACACCACUUCACUGACAGUGUGUGUCAGUG